GCUGCGUCAACAACGCGCACUUCCAUUCGACAGCAUAGAACAGCAGCGACGUCACCUGCGACGACGACGAGAAAUUGUCUCGACCGCGCCUCGCAAAAAGUUCCCUUCUAAUACCACAUCGGAACGCUCAGAUUUUUGGUGUCCUGAAGCAACGCAUUCCGGUAGUAAUAAGAGUUAUCCAACGUAACAAGUACCAUAGAACCCAUUGCGUCCCAGGCAUCCUUCAGCAACACACCCACACACACACACGUCCUGUUAAAAUCGUAUAGAAUCAGCGGAGGAUAACCGGUGAUCGGCGACACCUUCAUAAGCGUACACGACUGACUCCCUCUCACUUUGCAAGCUUCGUUCUUGUUGCGCACCCCUAGGUCGGCAAUCCUUCUCGAUAGAGUCAUAAAACGAACGGUUACUCUCUGUGUUGGUGUGCUGGUUUGUGUUGCUUGUUCGUGUUCAUCCGCCAUAACAGCCAUGUUCCGCCUGUCCAGGUUUGCGGCCGCUGCUGGUGCCUCGAAGGGCGUGCCGCGCGCAGGAAAGGCCGCGCUGAAGCGUGUCGGUACGGCCGCCGGCGUGGUGAAGAAAGUGGGCGCAACCACCGCCUCGAGUACCAGUGGCACCAACCCCGCCUUCUUACGUCAGUACGCCGUCGCACCGGGCAACGAGGACGAUGACAUGGAGGAGAUGCCGCAGCGGGCGGCCACCCCGGUAGUGCAGCAGCACCAGCACCCGCAGCAACCGCCGCACCACCACGACCAGAGCGACAGUCACCACCGCGGUGGCGGCAAGUUGCACUUCGACGCGACCAAAGCGGGGUUGCAGCACGUGGACAAGGACUACGUAGAGCAAGUGAUCCAGGAGGCGUCGAAAGGGUCGGCCUUCUAUCAGAAGGAGCAGCGCCUGGAGGAGACGCGCCGUCGCAAGGCGGAGGAGUUGCAAACGAAGGCCAAGGGCUUCAACUCUCUCAGCGCCGCAGAGAUGCAGGCGCUGAGGAACAGGGUGAACACGCUCGAGGACGAGCUGGAGGCCACGCGUGACCUGCGCCGUCGCUACAUCCACAUCGACAUGGACAUGUUCUACGCCGCCGUCGAGGAGAAGAAGAAGCCCUCACUGCGCGGCAAACCGUUCGGCGUGGGCUCCAUGCAGAUGCUAUCCACCACGAACUACAUCGCCCGUCAGUACGGUGUGCGGUCUGGUAUGCCGGGCUUCAUCGGCAAGCGCCUGUGCCCGGAGCUCACUAUUGUGCCGAACGAUUUCCCGGCCUACAAGCGAGAAGCGGCCCGCGUGCACAGCAUCGCUUCCCGCUACGAUGCGCAGUUCGUCAGCGUGGGCUUGGACGAGCUGACGAUGGACGUGACGAAGUACCUGGGGGAGUUCCCUGCGGUUUCCGCCUCCGACAUCGCACACGACUUCCGCGACGAGGUCUUCUUGAAGACGCAGCUCACCAGCAGCGGCGGCAUUGGUCCUACGUCAAUCCUGGCGAAGAUCGCGAGCAACGUCAACAAACCCAACGGUCAGCACGAGAUCACCCUGCUCACGCGCGAGGACGUGAUGAACUACGUGAAGGACAUCCCCCUCCGUAAAAUCCCCGGCAUCGGCUACGCGCAGGAGCUCACCUUGGGGGCGUUGAACAUUCACACCUGUGGUGACCUGCUGCAGAACAAGUACUUGCUCGCCUACCUCUUUAAGGAGAAGACGUUCAUCCACUACCUCAGCGUCGGCCUUGGCGUGGCGGAGACCUUCUCGCAACGUCGGCACCACACCACGCAAUCGAUUGGGAAGGAAACGUCCUUCGCCGAGCCGCUGCCCUCACCGGAGGCCUUCACGAAGAUGUUUCGCACACUAAUGGAGGACUGCCACGCUCGCUGCGUACGCGAGCACCUCAAGCCGCGGCUGAUGAAACUGGUGCUGAAAUACCGCACCUACGACACCCAGCAGUUCAGCGUGCAGCUGCCCACCUACACGAAUGAUCUAAAACUGUGGAUUGAGGCGUCGCAGAAGCUGCUGGAGCCGCACCUGCUGCAGUACGGCGAGCUGCGCCUCGUCGGUGCGCGCAUGGAGAAGUUCGAGAACAGCGAAGGCGAGGAGCAGAACGGUAAGGACGGCUACACCGGCAUCCUCGGCAACAGCAUUGGCCUCCGAAUAAACAGUGACCAGUUCAGCGAAGAUUCGUACGGGGAGAAGGACCGCGACGGCGAUGACGCUCGCACGGCGUCCGAAGGGGAAGAUGGAGACGCGGCAGAGGAGAACGAUGAGGCGGAUGCUGCAUCGGAGGCUGCUGCUGCUGCAAGGUCUUCGGAGCCACACAAGAGAAAAACACCGAUUCCCGUUUCUAAAUUUCUGUCAAAGCCUGGGGCGGCACGAUCGUCGUCGACAGCGGAGAAGUCGGCGGCACUCACCAGGUCGGCGAAGUCAGCCGGCAAGCGCCUGAAGGCGUCUACGAGUGCCAUGAGGCGGAAGCUGCACAGGAAGAAGUAA
Messenger RNA from Leptomonas pyrrhocoris, 2472 nucleotides. Its product is annotated as putative Dna polymerase kappa. The coding region runs from base 469 to 2472 and encodes 667 amino acids. The transcript has a single exon. Gene Ontology annotation, molecular function: DNA-directed DNA polymerase activity; damaged DNA binding. The record is from RefSeq and is a predicted model, not a curated record. Gene Ontology annotation, cellular component: nucleus. Lineage: Eukaryota; Euglenozoa; Kinetoplastea; Trypanosomatida; Trypanosomatidae. Gene Ontology annotation, biological process: error-prone translesion synthesis.